AUAUUUUUCAUUUAAUAAUUCUCAUACUUGGCUGAAUCGCUGAAUCAGACUUGCGUUGUGGCAUUGAGAAAGCACUGUCAAUUGCAAUAAAAUUUGGAGUCACCAACAGAGUUUGUUAUUGUGCAUUCCCAGAUAAGGGUUUUAUAAUUUUAAAUAAUUGUGUUAAGAAGGAAUAAAAGUUAAUCAGCACUUGCUUCAAAUAUAUUGUAUGCAAUGCUAUGCAUGGAAUAAUUUAUCGCAUUUAAUGUUGUGUUGUAUUAUAUUUUGUUUUAUAUCUAGUGAGUUUUCUAAAUAUUUGAUUACAAUGGAAUUUGAUCUUGGUAUUGAUGAAAAUGAACACAAGAACAUAAUGAUGAUGAAACUUGAUGAUUUGAGAAUAAAGAAACGCCAUUCUGAUCUCACAAUCAAAGUAGGAAGUGAAAAGUUCCUGGUUCACAAGAACAUGAUGUCAGCUGGUUCUGAUUACUUCCAUGCGAUGUUGUCACAUGAUAACUUGGAGACUAACACAGGAAUUGUUGACAUGCAAGAUGUUGAUGUGGAAUCGGUAAAAAUUUGCAUUGAUUACAUUUACACUGGAAAAGCUUCAAUUACUUUGGAAAAAAGUGAACAACUACUCCGUGUUGCAACUUUGAUGCAGUUAUCAGUACUUUGUGAGAAGAUAGCUGAAUUUCUGAAAGCUCACAUAAAUUCGAAAUCCUUCUUUAACAUUAAACAACUUGCAACAUUGUUUGAUAAUGCCAAUUUGGAAACAAUCUGCGACAAUUAUGCUGUAUCAAACAUGGGCGCAAUCAUGCUAGAAAACGAAUUUAAACUUCUUGAUAUGGACUAUAUUUUGUUCCUAAUAAGUACCAAGAAUCAGUCAUAUUCCGAAGAUUCUAAGCUUGCGGCAUUGUUGAUCUGGGUCAAAGCAGAUGUUGAGAACCGACGUGAGAACUUCGUUACAAUGUUGCAGCAGCUUAAUCAGCAUAAUAUUUCAUCAAAUUACAUUAGAUAUCUCACUGAAAAUGAGAGUUUAUGCUUUGAAUCAGCAGAGUGCAUGAAACUGUUUGUAACGAUUAUGGUGAGUGAGUCGACAAGUAUUCCUACCAGUGUCCCGCAACACUCAAAUUCGAUACGAAAUGCUCUAGCGGUUUUCGAUAAAUCAUCCUCAACACUGCGUACAUAUAAACCUGCAGAAAAUAAGUGGGCAGAAUUUUGCAAACUUGAGGCUGAUAGAGUGACAGGAAAUUUUACUUCUGUCUUGUUGCAUGAUUACUUAUACUUAAUCAAACAGGAUCGCAAAGUUUACAGAAUUAAUAUGAAUAAGGAGGAUUCGUCUUGGGAUAAACUUGCAAGUUUAAUAGGAAACCAUGGAGGUUUCAUUACUGCAACUGUUCAUAACGGUGUUGUUUACGUCGGAGGUGAGAAUGCGAUAGAGCAAUACAGCUACAGAAGAAACGAAUGGAUCGAACUUCUGAAAUACGAUGUUGUGAGAACACAGUACACUUUGAUUGGAAGCCUGGAUCAUAUAUAUUGUUUGGGUGGCCACUCGAAAGUAAGUCUGAAAAAUGUAACGAAGUACUGUACUGAGACAGGUAUUUGGUCAUCAGUGAAUCCCAUGAGGUUUGCAAGACGAACUCCUGCUGUUGCUGUAUACGCAGAUAGUCUUUAUGCAGCGGGUGGAUAUAAUGAGGGUAGAGUAACUCAUACAGAAUGUUUUGAUUUGAAAACACAGACAUGGGUUACUCUGAAACCAAUGACUAUUCCCCGUACCUGCUUUCGACUCUGUGUUAUUGGAAGUGAAUUGUUUGCAGUUGGAGGGGAAGAAACAGGCACUAACUCAAUUGAAAAGUUCAGUUUGUCAGAGAAGACAUGGCAUCAUGUAACAAAUCCUACUGGAAUGGAUAUAAGAUCAAUGGCAACAGAAUCAGUGCGGAUUAAUGAUUGAGAUUUAAAACUUGAAGCGUUUUCUGACUGGCUUUCAGUAUAAUGACCUGAUUUCUGAUAUUUGCCUAAAAUGUGGAAAGACGCCUGAUGGGUAUUCUUCAAAGAAAACUUUUUUCAUUGCAUUCAUCAGAAAAUCUGAUUUCAUUCACAUUAGCGCUGAACGAACUUCAUUCGGCGUGAACCAUGAGUCCGGUUAAAGUGCAAUGGCCAGAGCAUAAAAGUUUGACCUUAUCUAUCAUCUAUUCAUGGUUAUUUAUGGUGAAUUGUUUUUUGAUAUGGUCUUUCAAUUCUUAAAUGCACGACGGUUGGUGCAUCGCGCUUGCUAUCGCAUAUUGGUCCUCUGCGUUUUGUCACUUUUGUGUUUGUUCGUUUGUUGUUUUCUUGUUUUAUAGCAGAGCGACCGAAAUAAAAUUGAUUGAUUGAUUGAUCUGUUGACCCUGCGUGAAUCUGCAGGUUUAAAUCCUGUGGGGAUAAUUAACUCCUUGCCACUGUAGGGUGGUUCACGUAGCCGCUGGUCAGUUACGAUUUCCUCUGCCAUCAAGUUCAUGCCUAAUUAGUGUCCACUAGAUACAAUUAAAUUGUAAAAACAUGCACUAAUUUUAACUUUUUUACCAGGGAAAUUCUGCAUUCAAUUUGUAUUUUCUUUUCUUUAUUCUUAUUAAUUGUAACUGUUCAUUCAUUGCGUUAUACUUUUAUAAUGUAGAAUUGCCUAAGGAAUUCAGUUUAAUCAUGAUAAGAAUUUGAUGAAAACUGGAUUCACAUAACUUAUAGAAUAGGGAUACAGAGUGUUUGGGGGUGCCAUGUAAUGUUGCAAAAACAUACAAUAUUUAGGUGAUAAAACAAUUUGUAAUUAGACCGGCCUUACUUCAAUCGUACUAUAAGUGAAUUGUAUAGUAUUUCCAUAUAAGAUUUGCGAUAGCAUUGAUAUUGCUUUUUGAUUCUUAUAUUCAAACGAAUCCAUGUUUUUAUACAUGAAAUGGAGUAUAAGAAACCGCUUUAGUCCUGACAUAAAGCUCAUAACUGGGCAAUGCCAAUCGAAGAUUAUAAGAUUUGCGGAAAACAUGUAACAGCAAGUUCCUCACUGCUGCAGAUGUAUGGGCAUAUUCAAUAGAUAAAUAGGCAAAUCUUCUUUGCUUCCAUAUUUAGAAUAGUGAGAGACCCAUUUAGUAAAAAUGUGCCAUGCCUGUUCUAAAAUAUAUAAUUUUAAACAACACUAUCACUGAACUGACAAUUUUAUUGUUCGUGAUAGCAGCUAAAUGCAGUUUAUAUCACAGAUGCGAGUUUAUCAAAUCAAAAAAAUACCGAUAAUAUAAUCAUUUUAGGUGAAUGAACACGUACCACCACUUCAUGGCAAAGCCUUCCAUAUUAUAUUCUGUAUGUUUUAAAAAUAUAUCUAUGGUUUUGUUUGCUCCUGAUUUCAUAAUCAGUUUUUAUUGAUUUAUUUUUAUCGAUCAUUUCAUUGCCUUUCAUGCUGAUUAUAGAGUGGAACUAAACUUAUACUCAUUUAAAAAAAUAUUUUCCA
Molecule: messenger RNA, 3448 nt
Organism: Styela clava
Lineage: Eukaryota; Metazoa; Chordata; Ascidiacea; Stolidobranchia; Styelidae
Product: kelch-like protein 8
Molecular function (GO): protein binding
Source: RefSeq, a predicted model, not a curated record